AACGAGAAGACUAAUGCAGGCUUAAUGAAGGCGUUAUCAGAUAUGUACGAGAAGCCGUCGGCAGCCAACAAAGUAUACUUGAUGCGCCGGUUGUUCAACCUCAAGAUGGGAGAAGUUAGUAGUUCUACAAGGGAGAACACAUUAAAGCUUAGUGACAUCCGUGACUUGAUCUUAAGCAAAGAUGUUUGCAAGAGAGAUUCAGGAGAAUUUUCCAGUCAUGUUUCCAAUUCAGCAUUGAAUACUGAAGGCAGGGGAAGGACUACCCAGAAGGGUCAGAAUGGUCGAGGCAGAUCAAAGUCAAGAGGGAAAGGUCAGAGAAAAUUUCAAAGUGACAUUACUUGCUGAAAUUGUGACAAGAGAGGUCACUCUAGCAAUCAGUGCAAGACACCAAAGAAGAACAAGUCGCACAA
Messenger RNA from Glycine soja, 410 nucleotides. RefSeq lists its product as uncharacterized. The record is from RefSeq and is a predicted model, not a curated record. The transcript is spliced from 2 exons. Bases 25 to 345 code for a protein of 106 amino acids. NCBI's taxonomy places the organism in Eukaryota, Viridiplantae, Streptophyta, Magnoliopsida, Fabales, Fabaceae.